Culex pipiens pallens (northern house mosquito) is the source of this 768-nucleotide messenger RNA. Its product is annotated as gametocyte-specific factor 1 homolog. The record is from RefSeq and is a predicted model, not a curated record. Bases 187 to 759 code for a protein of 190 amino acids. Lineage: Eukaryota; Metazoa; Arthropoda; Insecta; Diptera; Culicidae. The transcript has a single exon.
UAGCAAACGAGGAGCUGUCAAACGAAAACUAGUUUGUUAUGAUUUAAAUUUUUCAUAACAUUAUCGCCAAACCUGGAAGAUUUCUUCACAUUUGCUCCUGUGUAAUCUUGUACAAAGCGACCCAGUAUACGUGUAACAAUAGAUAAGCCAAAGUGAAAAGGUGUUGUGAAACUCGUCAACACAAAAAUGUCCACACCAGCCGGAUAUGGGGAGCUGAUACAAUGUCCGUACGAAAAGGCUCACCGGAUUCAGGCUCACGCAAUGUCCAAACACCUGUUCAAAUGUCGGAAGAACCACCCGAACCAGAAGCUGGUGUCCUGCCCGUUCAAUGAGUCCCACCGAGUGAACGAGAAGGAGCUCAAGUUGCACGUCCAAAGCUGCGAGGACCGGGCAUCGUUCGAAACGUACAAAUACUGCAUCGCCAGCAAAUCCGCCAACGCGCCAGAGAACAACCCGCCGGAGCUGGUGUACAACAACAGUCCGCCGAAGGAUCCGUUCAAGGUGGGACGGUACUCCCAGAGCCGGAAGGAUGAAGACGAUGACGAGAAUUGGGACGACGAGAAGGAGCAAAAGCUGCCGGUUGCGAACGAUGAAGAGGAUGAGUGCUGGGACGACAUGAACGUUCCGGCGUACAACCCGCAAAAGUACUGCGAGCAGGCCAAGGUCAUCCGGAAGGCUACCCUCAAGGCGCCGGCGGAGAAAAAGGCUUUCUACGAGGCGGAACGGCUGCGUUUGCAAAACUUGCGGUUGAAGGAUUGAAUAAUAAUU